AUGCAUCUCCUCCCGCUCUCCCUCCGCGACCUCCUCCCCCUCCCCGACGGCGCAAACGCCUCCGACACAGUCCUCGGCGGCGUCCACUUCAACCGCACUCUCCUCGACUUCUGGAACUACACCCUCUACUCCAACAACACGCUCUCCAACGGCUCAAACUGCUUCCUCACCCAGCAGCCCUACACCCCCGUCGCCCUCCUCCCCAACGGCUCCUUCGUCAACUCCACAUGGUGCUACGACCCCAUCCGCUCCAUCGGGCCCCGCGCAAAGGCCGGCGUCGCCAUCGGCGUCGUCUACGCCGUCGCCCUCAUGCUCAUCCUCGCCUGCCUCAAGAAGCACGGCCGCCAGUAUCUGCCCACCACGAAGCGCUUCUACCCCGUCGGCAAGCGCUGGCAGUGGUACUACGCCAUCCUCGUCUGCGUCGCCGCCUUCAUCAGCCUGUUCAUGACCAUCGACGUCGACCGCUUCUGGGUCGUCGGCCUGCCCAUCAUCAUCAAUAGCUUCUUCUGGUACCUCCUGCAGCAGUUCACCAUGGCGCUCGUGUGGGAGGCCAACUUCUUCCUCAUCAUCCCCCGCAACUGGGGCGAAAUCGAAAAGCAGCGCUCGCCAGACCAAACCGCCGCCCGCGCCGAGCCAAACGCAACAGACGUCCGCUUCAAAGUCGCAACCUUCUGCCUCGUAAUCUGCUGGCUCACCAUCGUCGCCUCCCUCCGCCACUCCAUCCUGCACUACUACCCCCGCAACCGCGGCGUCCUCAACAAAGCCCGCGGCUUCAUCCGCUACACCCCGCUGCGCUUCAAGCUCGUCAUCCCCCUCGCCGCCUGCCUCAUCGCCUACCAGGGCCUCGUCUCCUUCCGCUGGGACUACUCCGUGCUCAACACCCAGGCGAACCUCGCCGCCGUCUACGCCGGCGGCUACGGCCCCGCCCUGCUCAUCCUCUGCAUCCAGAUCGCCUACGGCUUCAUGUCGCCCAACGAGGACAAGGAGCUCAUGCGCCAGCGCCGCGUGCGCGAGGCCGAGAUCGACCACGACCUCGGCAUCGUCGCCAAGCCCGCCUGGUGGAAGCGCGUCACCCGCGACGACCACCUCGUCGGCAAGAUGUCCAUGCGCGACCGCAUCGCCCGCAACGUCCGCGAAGUAGGCGGCGUCCGCGCCCCCGCCACCCAGCAGCAGCAGCAGCAGCAGCAACAAGCCUACAACGACGCGCCGCCGGAGCAGCAGCAGCAGCGCGAGAUCGAGAUGGGCAACAUGGGCGGCAGCAGCUCCAACGCCUCGACGCCCGUACGGCCGGGCUUCGACGCCGCAAAGGGCUCCACCUUCUCCUCGUACGCCGGCAAGUCCGACCGGCGCCGCCAGGAGCGGACGAUGAACGCGGCCGCGGAGCUGCUCUUCCCCAACUCCGGGGCGGGCCGGCCGGACCGCGCAUCGGAGCUGAUGCAAGACGGCCCGCCGCCCUCGUACACCGACGCCCAGACCCGCGGCAGGUCGGACAACGCCUCGCUCAACUCCCUCAACCCCGGGGAGCGGAGUAACAGCACCAGCACGGCCGUCUCUGUCUCGGGGCAGCCGCAGCAGGUGAAGAGUAUGCUUGAUGUAUAA
Molecule: messenger RNA, 1599 nt
Organism: Colletotrichum aenigma
Lineage: Eukaryota; Fungi; Ascomycota; Sordariomycetes; Glomerellales; Glomerellaceae
Exons: 2
Coding region: 1-1599 (532 amino acids)
Source: RefSeq, a predicted model, not a curated record